Molecule: messenger RNA, 887 nt
Organism: Anopheles stephensi (Asian malaria mosquito)
Lineage: Eukaryota; Metazoa; Arthropoda; Insecta; Diptera; Culicidae
Exons: 3
Coding region: 133-477 (114 amino acids)
Cellular component (GO): extracellular region
Molecular function (GO): hormone activity
Source: RefSeq, a predicted model, not a curated record
GGAGGGUAUUCCAUGGUAUAAAAGUGGUACGCUCGUCGUCGGUCAGGAUGUAUUCGGCUAUCGGCAGCUAGUGUGAUCGGUGUCGUCUAAUAGUGUUCUGUCUAGCGUGAACGUGAACCCGUUGCAAACAGUAUGAAAUCCAUCAGCUCAUCCGGACAUCUGGUCGCGGCUAGUCUGUUCCUAGUGGUGGCACUCUGUGCAGUGGUGCUUCCGGUCCCGGGCUCCUGUCAGGUGACGUUUUCACGCGACUGGAAUGCGGGAAAGCGUGCGAUGCCUGACUCGGCCAUUAACGGUGUGACCGAGUGUUCCGCCAUCUGGCGGUCGGUGAACAAUCUGUGCGCUGCGGUAACGAAAAACAUCCAACACUUGACGCUCUGCGAAACGCGCUCGCUGCUCAAAUCGCUGCAAACGGACGACUCGUCUAUGGAGAGCAACAGUGGGAACAACCUGCCCAUGUUUUCCAACAGCCAUAUCUAAGUUUAAAUCGAAUGUUUGAAAUGAUGGUGGAAAAAAGACUAACGUCGUGUUUUAUCUAUGGUAGUUUAUAGCGUCAGUUUGCAAAUGGGACAUUUUGACUUACUUACUUUAUUCUUAAAACUAUUAUCCAAGAACUAAUUCCUCUCCUCCCGUACACCUUAAAUAUUAACUCCAAUAAAAUCAAUCAGAAUCCCUACUUAUUUGUUGCUUCAAAAGAAAAAAAGCUUCUGAUAGCACCUUUAACCCAGCAUCAAGUCCACUAACAGUCCCAUUGCAUUCACAGUUUAGCAUACAAAUAUCGUACCGUGUAAUGUAAAGAUGAAACACAAGAUCAGAGCAAGCAACAAAAAAAAAUCAAUAAAAAAGUAAAAUAAAAACAGCAAGAAUAAUAAACGUUUCAAAAAACAGAA